AUUUAUUCGCCAGAGCGCAGAAGAGAAAUGAAGUGUGAUUGUGGAUAAAACAGGCAGUGAAACAAUGGGCUGUCUAUCACUGUCCAAAACGGGUAUGGCCUGUGUCACCUUUCUUCUUUACGCUUCUGUCUUUCGAUAUUAUUUUUUUUUUCUCUUCUCGGGUUUGCUCUUUCCUUUCUCUCUUUUUCUCCAGACUGUUGAUACUCCUCUCAUUAAAAGCGGGCUACUGGUGACACUUGUAUUAUUUGCCUCGAUACUACAUUCUUCCCGGAAACAAAGUCGAAUGUCAUGGACGAGUUUGAAACCGUGCACGUCGUUCACGAUUUCACUGCAGAGAACGAAGACGAGAUUUCACUGAAAAAAGGAGACCCUGUUCUUGUCAUUGAGAAAGACGAAGAGUUUCAAGACGGUUGGUGGCGGGGUCGCAAUGUUCAUGGCGAGAUCGGUUUAUUUCCAACGAACUACGUAUCGAAAAAACCACUCGCGCUUUCUUCUUUGGAACAUAAAAUCGGCACGCUAGAAAAUACUCUAUCCGCUAUGCAACUUGGCGAUAAUAUUAAAAACAAUGGUCAGCAGUUAUCGGAUGCCAUGGCAACAAACACCACCCAUUCGUCCAAUACCAUCGCACCACCACCAACGACAACGACGACGACCCCAUCCUCGGCCAAGAGUCAACGCAGUAGUACCAAUAGCAACAAUAGCAAUGCCACUACAGCAACGAGCACAACGACGAAUACCACGAGCCGCGUCGGAUCAGUUUUAAAACUCAAUCUCCAACGGACGAUCGCAGCAUCUUUGUCGACACCGGCAUUGCAUGAUACGUCCCCUGAAGAAUGGACUAUUGAACAGGUGGCCUCGUGGUUAGACACAGUCGGAUUUAAGGACAUGAUCGAUCCAUUUAAGGAUCAGGAAAUUACGGGUGAUGUCUUAUUGGAGCUUACACAACAGUCAUUGAAGGAACUGGGCAUUGUUACAUUUGGCAAGCGAUACAAAAUCCAUAGUGCUAUCCAGGCACUGAAGCAAGAAGUUGCUCGUCGUGAUCCUCUUCAACAAGAAGAACAGCAGAAACAAUCAAUGGCACCGUUGUCGUCAGAUACUGAUACCAACCAUCAACAGGCUGAAAAACCAUAUACUCAGCAUAAUCAAUAUCAUCAUUAUCGCAAUGGUUCGUUUGAUGAUAAUAGCAGCGUUUAUAACGGAGGUGGGGGUAGUGUUAUUGCAAGUCCAGGUGUUUCAAGAAAUUUGCCCAUGGUAUAUCCGGGAUCGUCUGGUCUCCCAUCAUCAGUGUGGUCUUCACAAGAUUCGGAACCUGAGCGACGGGGAAGCAGCAAUAUGUCAAGUAGUGCGACAAUCGGUGAUUUGCAUAGCUGCAUGAAUCCUUUUAAUAGAGCGCCUUCUGUUUCAGCCCCUUUAAACAAUAAUCGGCCAAGAGUUUCCACCAGUAUCCCACGAUCCUCGACAGAAUACGCUUUUCGACAACCUACGAGUCCUUCCUCAUCCUACGGUAGUUAUGCUCAAUUCUCCUCGUUUUCAUCAAUUGUUAAGGAGGGCCCAUCGAUCGAUCAAAUGAGAUCAAUACGGUCGACUCAGCAGCAAAACAAUCGACCAAGCUUUCUCCGUGGAUCGUUCCUUGGCGGCAACAGUGGAUCAGGAGGAAAUUCCGCAAGCAGUAUUUUUUCUUUAGGAGGAGGAGGUGGUGGAAGUGGGCGCAAAUCUGUUGAUUUGAUAGCCAAACGCAACACGCUUGCUGGCGAAGACGGAAAACCAGAUAUGGAAGGAUGGCUACAUAAACAGGGCGAUCGAUACAAAACUUGGAAUAAGCGCUGGUUUGUUCUAAGAGGUCCUAAUUUGUUCUAUUUCAAAAGCUCAAAGGAUCUACGCGUUAAAGGCAUUAUCAAUUUGGUUGGCUAUAGUAUUAUCCCGGACGAGACGAUCCAUUCUGGGAAAUACUGUUUCAAGAUGCAACAUGAAAAAGAACGGACAUUCUACUUCUAUACAAGCUCUAAAGAAUCCUUGAAAAGUUGGAUGCGUGCACUGAUGAAGGUGACCAUUUCUCGAAAUUAUACAGAACCGGUCUUAUCAUCCAGCUCUAUAGCAACCGUGUCUUUGGAAAUGGCUCGACGCAUGCGACCGCGACCGCCCUCGACGAUUAUGGAAAUUAACGAAGACGGCAGAAGUCAACAGCCUAGGCGAAGCAUAUCUGAAUCACAAGCAUUCUCACCAUCAGUGAUGGAAGCCGGAGGUACACAAAGUUCUCCACUGCCACCACCUCCUGUCAUGCGACAAUCGCGAUCUGAGAAUAUCAUGUCAUCCUCCUCCUCCUCAUCAUCACCACCAUCCUUACGCCGACCACCCAUGCAACCUGUAAACCACUACAAUCAUCCAUUCACGGCUGAAGAGCCCGUCGUUUUAAGCCGAAACACAAGCGACAGCAUCGAUACAUUCGGCCGUUCCAUGCAACGCGAAGCCAGCAACAAUCAUGCACAUCUCAGCACUGUCUAUGACGUACCGGACGAAGAUGAUGAAGAUUUAAUUGAUCCACAGCAAGAUCAUAUCACAAAGCUGGAAUCGAGCGAUGAUUUACAUCGGCAUAAAGAAAACGAGUUCUAUAUCCGAUGGGUAAACGACAACAUGAGUAGCAACAACAGUGACGGGCAUCAUCACGAACCGAUUCAAAGUCUGGCGCAAAUGAAAUCUGGCGAGCCACUGAUUGGAUUGUUGGAAGGUCUUAGCGGCAAAACAGUACGAAGACAAGAUAAUGACAAAUCAAAUACGCCGAGCAUGAUAGCAUUGGAUACGAUUGUUGCUGCUUUUCGAUUCAUGGGCCGUGUAGGCAUCACAGUGGAUGGUAGUUUUACCAUCAAAGAUGUGUUUGGUGGUGAUGAAACCAAGGUCAUGGUGAUGUUGGAAGCAAUCAAAGACUGGGCUGAUGGCCAGAGUACAUAUGCUCAGAGACAGUGAUAAGAAGAUAAAACACAAAUGAGCGUUAGCCUCCUCCUCACACGCAUUCACCAAACCAAAAAGUCGUCCUUCUCCUCCUCUCCCCUUCUCUCACUCGUUUUCCGUACAUACGCUAUAGAUAGACCACUACUCACCAUUUCCUUUUAUUUGUAUUAUUCUACUUUUUUGUCAUCUCUUUCUACGUACUUAAGCUAUAUUGUAUUAAUUAA
Messenger RNA from Zychaea mexicana, 3170 nucleotides. RefSeq lists its product as uncharacterized. Lineage: Eukaryota; Fungi; Mucoromycota; Mucoromycetes; Mucorales; Lichtheimiaceae. Bases 289 to 2961 code for a protein of 890 amino acids. The transcript has 9 exons. The record is from RefSeq and is a predicted model, not a curated record. Gene Ontology annotation, molecular function: protein binding.